AUGAUGAAGCUGGCUAUCUUCUAUCUCUUACCUUGCGCCGCGUGGACAUUUGUUUCAAAGUCACCUUCUUUGCGCAAUGCUCCUGCUUUUACUCUUUCAAGGAACAACGACGAGAACCAUCCUGCUCCAUCCACCAGCAUUUUUUCGGCGCUCGAUCCUUCAGUUGGUACGGACGGUGACCUCAUUGCUAGUGAGAAGGCAAAUGACGACGCCUUUCUCACUGCUUUCUUUGUCUCAGAGUGCGACAAUACCAACAUGCCUCCCACCCUAAAAAAGAUUCUUCAAAGCAUUGACGACCUCGCUUCGGGGUCGGACGUGAGAGGACGGUUCAUUGACCAUCCUCGUCUCGGGAAUCUUAGAGAGGUGACCAAAGCGGUUGCUCAAGAUAACUCCAAUCUUCCAGCAUUGACUCCUUUUGCUACUCAUUGUCUUGGAUAUGCCUUUGCAACCAUGCUCAAAAAGCAAGGGUUUACUGGACGACGAGGCGAUGAUGCCGUCGUAUGUAUUGGACGGGAUCCCAGGUCACACGGUUCCAGACUGGCAGAUGCCUUUGGACGAGGAGUUGAGGACGUCAAUGGUGUACGAGUGGUUUAUACAGGAAUUGCUACGACGCCCUCCCUUUUUUCAUUUUGUCGGUAA
Cylindrotheca closterium is the source of this 639-nucleotide messenger RNA. The record is from the annotation of a GenBank genome assembly. Lineage: Eukaryota; Bacillariophyta; Bacillariophyceae; Bacillariales; Bacillariaceae.